UUAGCAAAUCUGUAAACAAUAAUGGAUGCCAUGUACUGAAGUUUCUUUGAAAUUUUGAAAGAUAACAAUAUAUAUCAAAGAACUACUGUAAGUGUUGCACAGAGUGCAGAACCAUGCCUGGAGAAAGACUAUAUGGUGCUGUUGGGGAGCCCCAGAAUACAACGGUACUGAUGGAGACUAUUUAUAAGCUGAAACAAGAAAUCCAAAAAAACAAUGCAGAAAAACAAGCUCUUGCUGAACAACUCAACUGCCUUAUUCUCUUAGUUAAAAGAUCUUGGGAAGGGGAUCACAAUGCUUCCCUCCACCUUAGCAAUAUUGUAGGAGUUCCACCCCCUAAUUUUCAUGAGUCAUCAAGUCCUGAAAGAGUUGUCACUAACACACCGGUGCCAGAUAAUGUAAAGAGCAAAGCUGUUCAGUUAUGGGAGCGCUUAGCUAUCAAGCUUCUGGAACAGGACAACAUCAGAAUCCAGCAUGAAGUCCAACUACGUCAACAAUUGUACAUCGAACGACGACAGAUGUACAUGGACGAAUUGAUGGAUACACAUAAGAAGGAGAUGUCCCAUCUUCCUAUCACACGCAGCAAGAAAAGUCUAGAGGAAGUGGACAAAAAGUUCAUGAAGACUUUCAAUAGGAACCCCAAUUUGAACAGACCUGGCAGUGGUGCACGCACAAUACAGCAAAGAGCUAAGAGUGCUGUCACAAGAACCAGAAAAGACAGUGCAAAUGGAGUGGAGUUAACCAUUAAUGACAUCCUACAUCCAGAUCAUGCUCAUCUCAGACAAGAGACCAACAAUGCAUUUUCGGGACUGUACAAGCUUGACAAAGAAAAUAACAGAGACCAGUUCAUUAGCAGAUUGGACUAUGAUGACCCAGAUCGAUACAGACCUGCUGGCAACAUCUUUGAUCUUGAUGCUGUAUUUGGACCAGAAUAUCAAGAGCCAGCCUCUAAGCGACCAAUUAGUGCAUUCCUUCCAAAUGGCAUGGAGAGACAGAAGCAGAGGCCAAAGAGCGCAGGAGUUUUCCUUACACAAAAACAUGACCGGCAGAUAAAGUUUGACACAACACGCCCCGUGACUGGAAAACCAUCAGAAAGAAAGGGAUCAAGUCAAAGAAAGAAAUCUGCUGGUCCAAGAGAGGCUGAUGAGCCAGUCCAUACACAAACAGAUCUGGCAGACAACCAAGAGGAAGCUUCAGUAAACAAUGCCAGUCAACAGUUGGAGGAGGAGUCAGAUGAGGAACAGCAACCAAUCAGGGUAAAGAUGAGUGCCUAUAAAAAACGCCCACAGCAUGUGGAUAAAUUUUGUAAUGAACUCAAAGAAAUGGAAGAUAUGGAGCAAGAAUUCCGAAAGAACACAAUUGCUUUGCAGAAGAAGUUGGGUAUUGGAGACACAGGGAUGGUGAUCUGAUUUUGCUGUUCUGAUACAGUAUAAUUAUAUAUUACUUUCAAUACCUGAUAACUUUAUCUUCAUGUAAUUCACAAAGUUGCCUUGACAAAAAAGAAGGUUCUCAUGCAUAGAAUAUGUACACAGUAAAACAUGCUUAUGACAAACAUGCUGGUAAUGAAUUCACUCUUAAUGCGAAGUGAUAUUCAGUCCCCGAUGAGAGGAUAAUAAGGAAACUUAUUUUGCUGGCCCUGAAGGUUCACUAUAACCGUGUUUUACUGUAUAUGUAAUGAUGAACAGAUUGUACUUUUGCAAAACUUAUAUCUUUCCGAUAUUUUUGCACUAAGACAAGAUCGUGAAAAUAAAGUCUACCAAAAAUCAUAAUGUAUACUGCCUUUUCAAAUGGAUUACUGAGGAUGAGACGAUUGUUUAUAAUAUUUCCCUGAUAUUUUUAUGUAUGGCUGUUUGUGGGUGUAGGUAUUAUGUAAAGUGAUGUAAACUUCGGUGGAUUAUUAUUUUUGUACCUUGAUGCAUUACAUGUACUGUUGUUAAUGCUUUUAAUGCAAAAGAAUCUACUGUACCAGUGGCAGAUUUAGAGUGGAGCCCAGGGGAGUCCCCAUUUAGAAAUUCACCAUUGUGCUUCCUGUAAACUAAACGUUUUUGAGGGUCAAGUCCCCUAAACCCUAUAAGUGUCAAAAACUGCUCAGAAUAUUCACCAUUUUCCUUCAUUUAAACGAAAAACAACCAGAGGCAUGCCCCAGAACCCCCGGGAGGAAUUCAUGCCUUCACGAUCAAAACUUGCAUUCCCAGCUUAUUCCAUCCUUGGUUGUCCUCCUCUUGGGAAAAUCCUGGAUCUGCCAUUGUGUACCAUAGAGAGUAUAGAACAAGUUUCCUCAUGUAAAAUGUUUUAGAUAUUGUAAUGAUGUUAAUGAUAAGAGAAAACUAAAUUAUUUUAUAACUAAA
This is a messenger RNA of Ostrea edulis (European flat oyster), 2345 nucleotides long. RefSeq lists its product as uncharacterized. Lineage: Eukaryota; Metazoa; Mollusca; Bivalvia; Ostreida; Ostreidae. The record is from RefSeq and is a predicted model, not a curated record. The transcript is spliced from 9 exons. The coding region runs from base 114 to 1406 and encodes 430 amino acids.